GCACUGUCUGUGGAAGUUCAUUCAUGUGUGACAUUAUACGACAGCUCAAGGUUUUCCCUGAGUUUUGUCACGUGUUUACACUUUUACAAGCAAGAAUUAAUCUAUAAAGUGGGUAAAAUAGUGAAGACAAGUAUUACAAUGUUGUCAGCGAUGAGAAGUGUUCGAGUUGCUCAGGGCCUUAUCCGCCGACAGUGCCUGGUGACUUCCCAGGUGCAAGUGCGAUGUGCAUCAGGGCGUCAAGUCAACACUGUGGUCUUGUUUGUACCUCAGCAGGAAGCAUGGGUCAUCGAAAGAAUGGGCCGAUUCUACAAAGUCCUCAAUCCGGGUUUGAAUCUUCUGAUACCAGUGCUGGACAAGAUCAGAUAUGUCCAAAGCCUGAAAGAGAUUGCCAUUGACAUACCAGAGCAGAGUGCCAUCACAAAUGAUAAUGUUACACUACGUAUUGACGGCGUGCUUUACCUGAGAGUAGUGGAUCCAUACAAGGCAAGUUACGGUGUUGAGGAUCCAGAAUAUGCAGUCACGCAGCUGGCCCAGACCACCAUGAGAUCAGAAAUAGGAAAGAUUACACUCGAUUCUGUCUUCAAGGAAAGGGAGUCCCUCAACGUCAGUAUCGUAGAGGCCAUCAACAAUGCAGCGGUGCAGCCCUGGGGCAUCAAGUGUCUCCGCUACGAGAUCAAGGACAUUGAGCUACCCAACAAGGUCCAGGAAGCUAUGCAGAUGCAGGUGGAAGCCGAGAGGAAAAAGAGAGCGGUGGUCUUACAAUCAGAAGGUGUUCGAGAAUCAGAAAUCAACGUCGCAGAGGGGAAGAAACGGGCCAAGAUUUUAGAAUCCGAGGCAGUCAAGACAGAGCAGAUCAACAAGGCAUUGGGUGAGGCCCAGGCUAUCAUUGCCAAGGCCAACGCUCGGUCUGAGGCUCUCAAGGCGGUUGCCGAAGCCAUCGGGAAAAAGGAUGGCAACAAUGCGGCAUCGUUGAAUGUAGCGGAGCAGUACGUGGCAGCGUUCAGUAACUUGGCCAAGACGGGCAAUACUAUCCUCCUACCAUCCAAUACAGGCGACAUUAGCAGUAUGGUGGGACAGGCAAUGGCCAUCUAUGGCAACCUAAGCAACCAGCCCAAGCGCCCCUCCACACAUACCACCCAGGUGUCCGCGCAGGACAAUUUGCUAGCCGACAUCCAAUCAGCGGAGAAAGAUCUACGGAGGAAUAUACAGCAGCAGGAAGAUGAGCUCAGGACGAGUCACCACCAGACUCCGCCAAAAGACAUCUGACACUAUCCACCAGUUUUAAUGAUUAGACUUUUAAUAUCCUAAUUUACCCCUUGUCAGUUUGAUUUCUUUGUCUAAUUAGAGCUGUAUAUCUUUACUGUCCUGAUGAAUAUAUUCAUCAUGAUAUGUGACAUACAUGUAUCCUUUUUUUUGUAUGAAGGAAU
This is a messenger RNA of Patiria miniata (bat star), 1427 nucleotides long. It is a transcript of the gene stoml2, whose product is annotated as stomatin-like protein 2, mitochondrial. Lineage: Eukaryota; Metazoa; Echinodermata; Asteroidea; Valvatida; Asterinidae. The transcript is spliced from 9 exons. Gene Ontology annotation, cellular component: membrane. The coding region runs from base 139 to 1266 and encodes 375 amino acids. The record is from RefSeq and is a predicted model, not a curated record.